AUGCAAUCGUCAAUUUCGGAUGCAUUACGCUCGAGCGAAGAAAAGCUACGUACCGAGGUUGCAAUAAUUCGUAAGCGGUGUGAUGUGUAUCGGAAACGUCUUCAGCGGGCCCUAGCAAAGAUCAAAGAAAACGAAAAAUUCAAAAACGAAAUGAAACGCACCUCGAACCUCGUAGAAAAGGGCCGGUAUACCCCAAAAGUUCGUGCACUCGUGCGCGAACUUGUUAGCUAUGGGUGUCCAAUGACGAAGAUCGGAAAAGUAAUACAUACCUUCAUGCGGCUUUUUUUCUCUCCAGUCCAGUCUUCCCGAGCGAAAUCCAGAGGACCUAUGCACGAGCGAACGGUCUCUCAGAUUGUUGAAGAAGGCAGCGUAGCAGCUGAUAUACAGUUAGGUUAUGAAAUAAGCGUAUCACCAGCUUGUACGACGGGUUCUGACGGUACCACUCACCGAAAUCAAAACUUCGAGGCCCUACACAUUAAUUUGAAAGCCCCGCAAUCGUACGGCGAUGAAACUUCUUCUGCCCUUGAGCAGAAAGUUCGUCUAGUGGGUGUAAGGAUGUCAGCAAAUCAUCGAGCCGAAACGCAAAAAAACGGAGACUUAACAGCAAUAAAAGAAGUGCUCACUGUAUAUCGAGAUUCUCCACUCGCCGAGAAUGGAGACAUCCCGAAGGAACGUCUUAACGAAAAUUUCAUUGCGUUGAAACUAGUUGGUACGCACGGGGACCAUGCGGAAGACCAGAAAGCAAAACAUCGUCAGCUCGGCGAGUGGAAAAAAGAAAGAGUGGGACUUGCCUUGGGAGAAAGAACAUUUUAUGACUUACCUGAGGAAGAACGCAAAGACAUUCUUGCCAAAGCCUUGAAGGAAAAAAUCGAGGAGCUCGGCGGAGAGAAGGUCUGGGAGGCUCUUGCAGAGAAGAAGAAAGAGGAGCACAAAAUCGAGUGUAAGAACGCGAUUUUGUAUGAGCUAGGCGGCGAGACGUACCUAAAUCUUCCGGAGGAGGAUGGUAUAACUUGCAAUCUCUGGGUUCGUGCAGGAUGCGGUAUGCAUAAAGAUUUGAACGCAUCAAAAGGGGGAUCUACGGGCUUGAAGAAAAUGUGGGAGAUGAUGAGAUUCGGGCCCGUUCAGCUCAUGAAUAAAGAAAACGAUGCGGCUCACCAAUUGGCGGAUGGUGACGCAGAAGAUCCAGCGGCGAAUCGAGCAGUCGAGGUAUCAACUGGCGGUGCGGCAAAACUCGUCUCUCUGAUGGGUGCACUAUUAAAUCACAAAGACGAUAAAAAGGGACAGCAUGAUACCUUCCGGAGCUACGUAUUGCAGAAGGAGAACCGUAUUUUUACGUUCCCUGAUACUUCAAAUACGCGAUAUUCGUCGAAUCUUGAGGCGGCGGCGGAGGUUAUCUCUCGACUCGAUUUCUAUGUUGACUAUAUGCACUUUAUUCGCGAUUCGAAAGAAAAACCUGGCCUCAAUCAUCUCGAGUCGAAUAUCCUAAAGGGAUUACAUGACUUACCUACACGUACCGAGCUGGCCGUAUUUGCCUUAUACCUGGAAAGCGUGUCGUAUCCAUACAUCCGGGAGCUUCGUAAGUCUGGAUUGGAGGAUAUGAAUGCGAUGGAAUGCGGUCCGCUUCUUGCAAAACUGAAGUCUCACGUCAAAAAACUUAUUAACUUACCUGGGCUAAUCCUGAACUCGGACUCGAAUCCCCUAGAGGCAAUAUUUCUUGCAGACGAGGCUAAGCAACAGCAAUACGACAUUGAAAUCUGGAAGAGGCCAGACGCAAUGAAGGCAGUAUGGGUAAUGGCAGAGCAUCUCCCCCAUCUUCGCGAUGCUUUUGUGGCAUUCUUGGAGGCGUCUCUGACAACUUGGGAGAGAUUUAGUGAGGAAUAUGGUGAAAACGGAGAGAUCAGUCGGCUCACCAAAGAAGAAAAAGCAAAAGCCUGGAUGCCAGCAACUAACGAUGCGAAUGAAGGGGCUCUAGGGGCGUACAGAAUAUCUGCCAGAAAUCAUCCGUCAAUGAACACCGAGACUUUCAAUGCAAAGGCAAAAUACUCACGGAACGACACUGAGGACUUCAUUGAAGCUAAGCUUGCCGGAGACGAAGAACAAGCUUAUCUUCGCCAGGUUGCGCGGGAUAGACUUCUUGGGAAACGAGAUAAAAAACGAAGAGUCGACAUUUCCGAGCAGCACGAAGCAGAAGUUACAGCAAAGCGGCAGAGGAUCCAGGAGCGGAAGGACGAGCAAAGCAGACGGUCAGAGUAUCUUGAAGAAUUAACACUCGAAUUGGACGAAGAUCGAGUGCGACAGCUCAAGGUGCCUCAGCUAAAGGAACAACUUGACAAAUUACGAAGGUUCGACAGAGAUAUUCCGAAGGAGAAAGACAUAGGGAGAAAGGACGAGAGGCUUAAGGUAUUACUAGAUGCACUUGGUAGAUACAAGAAUCGUAAUGUAUAA
This is a messenger RNA of Fomitiporia mediterranea MF3/22, 2445 nucleotides long. RefSeq lists its product as uncharacterized. Bases 1 to 2445 code for a protein of 814 amino acids. The record is from RefSeq and is a predicted model, not a curated record. The transcript is spliced from 3 exons. NCBI's taxonomy places the organism in Eukaryota, Fungi, Basidiomycota, Agaricomycetes, Hymenochaetales, Hymenochaetaceae.